CAUAUCCCCCCCUGUGUCUCUUCCACUCAUGAAAGAGAUCAACAUACUUGCAGAGUGCCUCCACCUUGGCAGCUUCUCCAUCUUGGCAUUCUCUCCAUCAUCUUGGCAUCCCAUCCCAGGCCAAGGCUUAAAUGGACGACUUCUUCAGACCGCCCAUCGUGCUCAUCCACGGGCUGUGGAUGACCCCUCUGUCCUGGGAGCGCUGGAUUCCCUUCUUCCAAAAGAGAGGCUUCGAGGUGCACGCGCCCGGUUGGCCCGGGGUCGACGGCCGGACCGAGGAGGAGAUCCGCUCCGAUCCGAAGCCCCUCGCCCUCCACCGCAUCCAAGACAUCGUGGACCACUACGAGGCCUACAUCCGCAAGCUGCCGGAAGCCCCCAUCAUCAUAGGCCACUCGUUCGGCGGCCUCUUCGCCCAGAUCCUCCUGUCCCGCGGCGUCGGCGCCCUUGGCGUCGCCGUCUGCCCCGCGCAGCCGGCGGGCAUCGUCUACAUCUCGCCCAGCACCGUCCGGGCCGCCAUGCCCGUCUUCGCCCACCCGCUGCACUCCGACGCCACCGUCCCCAUCUCCGAGAGCCACUUCCGCUACUGCUUCGGCAACCUCCUGUCGGCCGCCGAGAGCAAGGCCCAGUGGGCCAGGUACUGCAUCCCCGCGGACUCCCGCGUGCUCUGGCAGCUGGCCACCAGCGUCACGGCCGGGCAGGCGGCGCCCAACUACGUGCGGUUCGACAAGCCCGACCGGGCCCCGCUGCUGCUCAUCGCGGCCUCCAAGGACCACAUCGUCACCGCCAGAACCGUCAAGGAGGAGUACAAAGCGUACAAGGGACGGGCCGUCGUGCAGUUCAAGGAAUUUGAGGGCCGCAGCCACGGACUCUUGUUCCAGGAGGGCUGGGAAGACGUCGCAAGUUAUGUCCUCGAAUUUAUAGAAAGCCACAUCUCUUGAGCGUCUCGGGGUUUGGGGGUAUGGAUUUUCCACUUUGUAUGUGCGUGUAUACUAGAUCAGUCCACAGGCUGGUAAUUCGGGGGUGAUUUCUCACCAUGAUCAUGAAGAGCCCCCAGUUUUUUCGAAGGGAUACCAUUAUAAUACACAGACUCU
Colletotrichum destructivum is the source of this 1091-nucleotide messenger RNA. RefSeq names its product Putative alpha/beta hydrolase-1. Bases 132 to 938 code for a protein of 268 amino acids. NCBI's taxonomy places the organism in Eukaryota, Fungi, Ascomycota, Sordariomycetes, Glomerellales, Glomerellaceae. The transcript has a single exon. The record is from RefSeq and is a predicted model, not a curated record.